AUGUCCAAGUUGUUGAAUAUAAAUUCGCUUUCGUUGGUGCAUUGCCUGGCGGCGUUGCUCUGUGUGGCGGCAUCGCUGCCGCAAAACCAAAAACAGCGACAACUAGUGCCGCUGCAGCUGCAGCCGCAGCAGCAGCAGCAAAUGACGUCGGCGCCAAUUGUGGCAGGCGGCACUCCAGCAUCAGCGCCAGUGCCAGUGCUAGUUCCAGAUCUUUUGAAUGCAACCGAUGCGCCAGCUGGCGACUCCUUCGAACAGCAGCAGCCACAAAAACAAGCAACAUUGCAGUUUCCACAUAUAACGGCAUUAGAUAAAGAAGUAGUUGAACGCCUGAUCAAGCAAUGGGCGCCGAUUGUGUGGCUGGCGCCGGAGGAGAAAUUCAUGCCGCUGGGCGUGGAGGAGUUCCUGCAGCACGUCCAUCCCAUGGACAAGGACAGUAGCUUUCGGCCCGGGGUCCCCUUCAGUGAGUACUCGACCAAGUCACAUCUGGUGACGAACGACGAGAUGCACGAUCUGCUGGGGAAUGAGCAGUCGUUUAUCUAUGGUAGGAAUCCCAAUGAGAAGCCAGUCCCCAUCUAUGGCGUGGUAACCAUGUGUCCGGGUAGGCGGGAGCCAGUGAUGGCUUCCAUUUCCACGCCUCCACUGGCCAGCACACGAGGCCCCUACAUUCCUGUCUCCAUUGAUCCCCUCGAGGAACGCAACGAGACCGUGAGGCGAUCCUCGCGCUUGUUCCCCCUCUUCCAGCGGGUUAAGAGAGAUGCAGAACACGACCUCAAUGAGUACGAGGAAUUGGUGAUGGUGGAGCCAUCUCAAACCGAUCCUCAGCCACAGCCACAGAUGGAGUUGGAGCCUGAACCUGAUAACAGCAUUCCCGUAAACAAUUUCAUCGCCAAUCUGGCGGAUAAUGUCAAGUUCAGUGGCGGAGCCGGUCCGGAGGAUAACCUGGAGGAGGAGAACAGCAUCGGGACGUCGCCCGAGCACGAGGUGAAUGCGGGACAGGGCAAGCUGCCAGGAUUCCACGUCACCUACUGGAUGUUCUAUCCCUACAGCCAGGGAAAGACCAUGUGCACUGUGAGUCUGGGUCCCCUCGGUCGGAUCCCCUUCCCAGCUGUCUACGGCUAUUGCCUGGGGCAUCGCAAGGAUAUCGGCAGCCACGUGGGCGACUGGGAACACAUGAGCCUCUACUUUAACGGGGAUGCCGAGCCCCAGGCCAUGUACGUAUCCGCGCACGAUGCGGGUGCCUUCUACAGCUACAACCGGCUAACGGGCUCCUUCGAGUUCCGACGCCAGGAGACGCGCAAGGGCAUCCUGCAGCGUCCAAAUUUUCCCAAAACUGUCACCACAUUCAAGAACCAUCCGGUUCUGUUCGCAGCGAAGGGUUCGCAUGGUCUCUGGACGGCCCCCGGUAAGCAUAGAUUCGUCAAAGUGGCUCGCCUCUAUGAUAUCAAUGGGUUCGGCACGCCCUGGAACACGUGGAAGUCUGUGGACAUAAGCUACGAGAACAUAAGAUCAUAUGGGCGUUCCCUUGUUCCUGAUUGGCUUACGUAUCGUGGGAAAUGGGGAAAUCCCAAGAGCAAGUGUCAUCCCUUUCGACGCAUCGGCCUCAACUUCUGCGAAUUCACGGACGGACCAACGGGCAUACCCCUGAAGGAACCCCACUUUCAAUGCGGUGCCGACUAUCACUGA
Messenger RNA from Drosophila persimilis, 1683 nucleotides. RefSeq lists its product as uncharacterized. Bases 1 to 1683 code for a protein of 560 amino acids. The transcript is spliced from 3 exons. The record is from RefSeq and is a predicted model, not a curated record. Lineage: Eukaryota; Metazoa; Arthropoda; Insecta; Diptera; Drosophilidae.